AUCAUUCCAUCGCCAGCCUUGCCCUAACUACCUUACCUGCCAGCCUACCAUCUUACCCACCUGCCCACAGAGAUGCGCAGCGGUGUGUUCGUGGCCGUGCUGGUGCUGGUGGUCCUCGCUCCCCUCCUCACCCAGGGGCAGGAGCUUCAUAUCCCCGAACGUGAGGCAGUGGCCUCCCUAGCGGCACGCAUCCUGAAGGUGGUCCACGCCCCGCAGGACGCCGCCGAAGGUCUCCCUCACAAACGCAACUCUGAACUCAUCAACUCGCUGCUCGGCAUCUCUUCCCUCAUGAACGAGGCCGGCAGGCGGUGAUAGACGCAUACUUAGCUCCCUUCAAACAGACCUGUUCAUUCCACCAAGCCUCGCAUCACACAUUUAAUGAAUAAAGUUUAAAUACAGUUA
Messenger RNA from Portunus trituberculatus (swimming crab), 402 nucleotides. RefSeq names its product pigment-dispersing hormone 2 peptides-like. The record is from RefSeq and is a predicted model, not a curated record. NCBI's taxonomy places the organism in Eukaryota, Metazoa, Arthropoda, Malacostraca, Decapoda, Portunidae. The transcript is spliced from 3 exons. The coding region runs from base 73 to 312 and encodes 79 amino acids.